This is a messenger RNA of Elephantulus edwardii (Cape elephant shrew), 942 nucleotides long. RefSeq names its product olfactory receptor 2T29-like. The record is from RefSeq and is a predicted model, not a curated record. Gene Ontology annotation, molecular function: olfactory receptor activity; G protein-coupled receptor activity. The transcript has a single exon. Bases 1 to 942 code for a protein of 313 amino acids. Gene Ontology annotation, cellular component: membrane. NCBI's taxonomy places the organism in Eukaryota, Metazoa, Chordata, Mammalia, Macroscelidea, Macroscelididae. Gene Ontology annotation, biological process: G protein-coupled receptor signaling pathway.
AUGGAGAACAGCACACAGUUGGUCAAUCACACUGGAGAAUUUGAUUUCAUCCUGUUGGGACUCUUCAGUCAAUCUAAACAUCCCACUCUGCUCUGUGUGGUCAUUUUUGUGAUUUUCCUCAUGGCCUUAUCUGGGAAUGGCAUCCUCAUCCUCCUAAUACACUCUCAUGCUCACCUCCAUACUCCUAUGUACUUUUUCAUCAGUCAAUUGUCUCUGAUGGAUGUGAUGUACAUUUCUGUUACUGUGCCCAAGAUGCUCAUGGACCAAGUCACAGGUAUCAAAAAGAUAUCAAUCCCUGAAUGCGGGAUACAGAUGUUUCUCUAUGCGACACUAGUAGGAUCAGAAUUUUUCCUUCUAGCUGCCAUGGCCUAUGACCGUUACAUGGCCAUCUGCCAUCCACUCCGUUACCCUGUCCUUAUGAACCAAAGGAUAUGUAUUCUCCUAGCAUCUGGCUGCUGGUUCCUGGGCUCAGUGGAUGGCUUUAUGCUCACUCCCAUCACCAUGACAUUCCCCUUUUGCAGAUCCAGGGAGAUUCAUCACUUUUUCUGCGAGGUCCCUGCCAUAAUGAAGCUCUCUUGUUCUGACACUUCACUAAUUGAGACACUCAUGUACCUGUGCUGUGUCCUCAUGCUCCUCAUACCUGUGAUAGUAAUUUCAAGUUCCUACUCUUUCAUCCUCCUUACCAUCCAUAAGAUGAAUUCAGCAGAGGGCCGGAAGAAGGCCUUCACCACCUGUUCCUCCCACAUGACUGUGGUCACUCUCUUCUAUGGGGCUGCCAUCUACACCUACAUGAUCCCCAGCUCCUACCACACCCCGGAAAAAGACAUGGUAGUAUCUUUCUUUUACACUAUCCUCACUCCUGUACUAAACCCUUUAAUCUAUAGUCUUAGGAAUAAGGAUGUUAUGGGAAUUGUAAAGAAAUUAUUCACUAUGAAAGUGUGA